This is a messenger RNA of Cydia pomonella (codling moth), 3310 nucleotides long. RefSeq names its product phosphatidylinositol 3-kinase catalytic subunit type 3 (gene Pi3K59F). Gene Ontology annotation, molecular function: 1-phosphatidylinositol-3-kinase activity. The record is from RefSeq and is a predicted model, not a curated record. The transcript is spliced from 19 exons. Gene Ontology annotation, biological process: autophagosome assembly; phosphatidylinositol-3-phosphate biosynthetic process; phosphatidylinositol-mediated signaling. The coding region runs from base 74 to 2800 and encodes 908 amino acids. Gene Ontology annotation, cellular component: membrane; endosome; cytoplasm. NCBI's taxonomy places the organism in Eukaryota, Metazoa, Arthropoda, Insecta, Lepidoptera, Tortricidae.
ACGAAGAAGUUGUAUUGUAACACGUCGUACGGACGGAAUUUCAUAAAAAUCUUCGUAACAUUACAAUUUCACUAUGAACGACAUAGAUGAUAAGUUUUACUACGUGUACAGUUCAUCGUUAGAUCACAAAUUGGAGAUAAAAAUAGGAACUUUAGAGGGUAAGCGUGCGAAACCAGAGUAUGAUAAGUUGCUCUCGGACCCCAUGUUGAAGUUCUCUGGCUUGUAUCAAGAAGGGUGCUCUGAUUUGUACGUGAGUUGCCAAGUGUUGACCGAUGGAGUUCCCUUGGCACUGCCAGUCACUACGUCGUACAAGGCGUUCACUAAUCGAUGGAAUUGGAACGAAUGGGUGACCCUGCCUGUAUACUACAGCGACCUCCCCCGUAACGCCAUGCUGGCCAUGACCAUAUAUGACUGUGCCGGCCCCGGGAAACUCAUGGUUGUGGGUGGGACAACCAUAUCUUUCUUCGGGAAACAUGGCAUGUUGAGACAGGGGAUGUUCGACCUCCGCGUGUGGCCGGGAGUGGAGGGGGGAGAGAAAACGCCGGGCAAGGCUCCGGACCGGGGGAAGGAGCAGAUGCAGCGGCUGGCCAAGUUGGCCAAAAAGCACCGGAAUGGACAUAUGCCGAAGGUGGAUUGGUUGGACCGGCUUACGUUCCGUGAGAUAGAAAUGAUCAACGAGAAAGAGAAGCGAGGAUCUGACUACAUGUACCUCAUGAUUGAGUUCCCCACCGUCCACAUUGAUGGUAUCAACCACGCAGUAGUUUACUACGAGCAAGACGGUGACGAGAUGUACCAGUUCCGCGCACAGGCGGAGAUCGUCACAGUACCUGAUCAUGAAAUACAGCAGGAGAACCUAGUAGAAAACAAACAGCAUCGUCUAGCGCGUUCCCUCCGCGCCGGCCAAGGCGGGCGAGACGCCAAACCAACUGCAGCUGAACGCGACCAGUUGACUGCUAUUGUUGCAGCACCCCCCGCCUCACCCCUCACUGCAACAUACCAAGACUUGCUGUGGAAGUACAGAUUCUACCUAUCUUCGCAUCGACGCGCUCUCACCAAGUUCCUGGAAUGCGUCAACUGGAACCGACCAGCGGAGGUGCGGCAAGCCCUGUCGAUGAUGAAGCAAUGGGCUCCCAUGGACGUGGAAGACGCUUUGGAGCUGCUCACACCGAAGUUCACACACCCCGCCGUUAGGAAAUACGCCAUUUCAAGACUGAAGCAGGCACCAGACGAAGAUCUUUUGCUGUAUCUCCUGCAGCUCGUGCAAGCUUUAAAAUACGAAGAUUUCAACGAAAUACACGAAGAGUACGCGCGCAUAUGCGGCAAAGAUGUGGCCGUGUAUUCGGAUUCAGAGGGACGUCUGUUGCAGAGCGGCCCGAGGGGAAGCCAAGCGAGCCUGCUGUCCACGUCUGUACUAACAGCAAGCGAGAUGACAUCAUCGACAAAUAGUCGGCGUUCCGAAGACGAUACGCUGACGGACAACACCGAUAACAACAAUUCUGUCGUUGACAACAACUCUUACGGCGAUGGAAACGACCCAACAGAGGAACGCCUAAACCUGGCAACAUUCCUCAUCUCUCGCGCGUGCAACAACAGCGUCCUGGCCAACUACUUAUACUGGUACCUCCUCAUCGAGUGCGAGGAUCGGCAGACCACACAGGAAAUGGCCAUCAGGAGCAUGUACCUUACUGUCAUGAGGACCUUCAGCCAUCAGCUCGCUAAAGGCACCGCCUCGCACCAGCGCACCCGCUCGUUCCUGGCGCGCCAGCAGGUGUUCCUGGACAAGCUGGUGCGGCUGGUGCGGAGCGUGGCGCGCGAGAGCGGCAACCGCCACAGGAAGGCCGAGCGCCUGCAGCAGCUGCUCGCCGACCCCGACGCCUUCAAGUUCAACUUCGCCAACUUCGAACCCAUGCCGUUUCCUCUAGACCCUAACGUUACCAUCAAAGGAAUUGUCGCCAAGAAGGCCAGCUUGUUUAAAUCGGCUUUAAUGCCUUCGAAGCUGACGUUCUUGACGACGGAGGGGGUGGAGUAUGAGGCGAUGUUUAAGCAUGGGGAUGAUUUGAGGCAGGAUCAGCUGAUUUUGCAGAUGAUUACGCUGAUGGAUAAGUUGUUGAGGAGGGAGAAUUUGGAUUUGAAGUUGACGCCGUAUAAGGUCCUAGCAACAAGCUCAAAGCACGGCUUCCUCCAAUUCAUCGAAUCCGUGACCGUGGCCGAAGCCCUAGCCACCGAGGGCACUAUACAGAACUUCUUCCGAAAACAUAACCCUUGCGAGGGCGCGCCGUAUGGGGUCAAACCGGAGACGAUGGACACUUAUAUUAGGAGCUGCGCGGGCUAUUGCGUUAUUACCUAUCUUCUCGGCGUGGGCGACCGGCACCUGGACAACCUGCUGCUGACGCGCGGCGGCGCGCUGUUCCACAUCGACUUCGGCUACAUCCUGGGCCGCGACCCCAAGCCGCUGCCGCCGCCCAUGAAGCUCAGCAAGGAGAUGGUGGAGGCCAUGGGCGGCGUGCACUCCGACCACUACCAGGAGUUCCGCAAGCAGUGCUACACGGCCUUCCUGCAUCUUAGGAGACACGCCAACCUGAUGCUGAACCUGUUCUCCCUGAUGGUGGACGCGUCCGUGCCUGACAUAGCCCUGGAGCCUGACAAGGCGGUUAAAAAGGUCCAGGACAAGCUACGGUUGGACCUUGGCGACGAGGAAGCGGUACACUACUUGCAGAACCUCCUGGACAUGUCAGUGACAGCUGUCAUGGCGGUCCUGGUGGAACAGUUCCACAAAUUCGCUCAAUACUGGCGGAAAUAGACGUCGACAUUCGACAAUACAAAAUGCGUGGUUAGAAUCUUUCGGGUUCCUCGGUUACAUCGUGUAUAGAUCCAUAACUCAACCUGCGACCUGUAUCUUGUUUUUUUAGGGUUCCGUACCAAAUCGAGACCCUAUUACUAAGACUCCGCCGUCCGUCCAUCCGUAUGUCACCAGGCUGUAUCUCAUGAACCGUGAUAGCUAGACAGUUGAAAUUUUCACAGAUGAUGUAUUUCUGUUGCCGCUAUAACAACAAAUACUAAAAAGUACGGAACCCUCGGUGUGCGAGUCCGACUCGCACUUGUCCGGUUUUUUUUACAUUUGUUUAGGAAAAGAUAUUAAAGUUAUAUUUGAGAAAUCUGCGAGUCAUCGUGGAUGACAUGAACUAUGUAGCUUAUAUUAUAAAUCUUAUAAUUUAGUGUAAUGCUUGUUAAUUAAGAAGUGUUGCUUCUAAGGUAAUCCAUUUUGUACUGUGAUAAUAGUAUUAUAAAAUAAAAUAUAUUAAUAUAAUAA